Molecule: messenger RNA, 3159 nt
Organism: Amphibalanus amphitrite
Lineage: Eukaryota; Metazoa; Arthropoda; Thecostraca; Balanomorpha; Balanidae
Product: activating signal cointegrator 1 complex subunit 2 homolog
Exons: 7
Coding region: 199-1983 (594 amino acids)
Biological process (GO): regulation of DNA-templated transcription
Cellular component (GO): nucleus
Molecular function (GO): cis-regulatory region sequence-specific DNA binding; DNA-binding transcription factor activity
Source: RefSeq, a predicted model, not a curated record
CUGCGCGAGCUCGUCGGAAAAUAGAAAGGCGACGUCCUAGGGCGUUUUGCUCGAUUUUUUUCAUUUUAAAACUAUUCUUUAUAUUUCAUGUACUCUGUGAUAAAGCAGAAAGGUGAGGAUAAGUUGCUAUAAUUUUUUCUUGCGAGUACAAUCCUUGAAAUUUGUUGUGUGGUGCCGGUGGACGCCAUUGCAGCAGGAAUGAAGCAGGAACCCGAGGAGCCAGUUCAAGUUGUUGCCCCGCGGCCCCAGCCACGGGCCCGGAUCAUUCGACGCGUGCCAUGUGGAUCGCGUCCACCAGUGAAGCGGCGUCUGUUCGCGGUGGGCGGCGCCUCGCAGCCGGGCAGGGUCCGCCUCACCGUCGGCGCCGUCACCAGUUCGUCGGCGCCGACGGCAUCGCGCGAUCACCCCGCCCCCGACCGGGAAGCGGCUCCGUCGGUGCUGCGUACCCAGCAGCCGCCUAAAACGUUCCAGCGCUCGCACCGGAAAGUCGGCUAUCGGAGGGCCCAGCCAUCAGCCUUGUGGGUCAGAGUCGGUAACAAAGAGGUACCAGACUUUAAAAUAUCAAUGGGACAUCAGCAGGAAGUGAUGGCGAGCGAACUUUGCGACCUGGAUACGAAGCAGACCGUGCUGGUCCGCUCGGCGUUCGACAACACCAACAUCACGAACACGUCUGGCUACAGCAGCUGCAGCAUGGACUGCAGUGGCAUCGACUGGCAGCCCAGUUACUCGCAGUGCUACACGCCUCCGGGGCACCCGACUCAGACGAUGCCGCAGUUUCCCAACGCUCCCAUCACGCCGGAGCAGGGCGGCGACUACAAGCGACCGCUGCAGUGCGCGGCCAGCCAGCCGCCGGCCGGCAUAGUGGCUCAGCCGUGCCGGCCGGACGGAGACGCCUCCAGUCUGAUGUGGCUGCUCGACUACCGCUUAGACCAUCUGCUGGAGCCGGCACAGGAGUCCUCUCCCCAGGCGCCGCCGCCCCAGCAGCCGCCGCCGGCGACGGCGAGCAGGCUGCGGGAGCAAGCUCGGCCGCCACCGCCACCGCCGCAGCCGCAACCGCAGCAGCAGCCACAGCAGCAGUCGCAGCAGCCGCAACAGCAACAGCAGCAGCAGCAGCAGCAGCUGCAGCCGCAGCCGCAGCCGCAGUCCCAGCCCGAUCCUGUAGCGCUGGAGGAAACCACGUACUCAGGCUGGUGCCAGAGAUCUGCCGACUGCGGUCCCUCCGAGAGGAAGUGCGAGCAAGACUUCAGAGCUACACAGGACAUGCUACGGCAGCAAGGCUACUACGCGAACUCGACGACGAAGCCUCCGUUCACGUACACGGAGCUGAUCGAACAGGCCAUGCUGGAGGAGGGCGAACUGACCGUGUCCGGCAUCUACAAGUGGAUCACGAGUCACUUCGGGUUCUACAAAUCGUGCGACGACCGCUGGAAGAACAGCGUGCGCCACAACCUCUCCAUGAACCCGUACUUCCGCAAGGGCGACAAGGCCAAGGGCGGCUCGGGUCACCUCUGGAUGCUAGCCAACGUGGAGGGACGGCGCGUGCGGCGGAACAACGUGGCCGCUCGCAUGGGCCGGCCGAAUAGGAAGGUGGGCGGCCGGCGCGGCGGCAGACCCGGCCCGCACUCUGCCUCGUCCGUGUCCUUGCUGAGUGAUGACGUCGAGUUUGACCUGUGUGACGACAUCCCCUCCCCUGCUAACGACAUCUGGCUGAGCUCUGCUGCCGAGAACAAGGAGAACAUGCCCAUCACGGGAGAGUACAGCAUCGAGUACCUCGACUACGUGCCCGAUCAGCUGAUAACGGGGACGCUGCUGCAGACGGCGCCGCCGACCACCUUCACUCUGGAGGAGUCUGCCGACCGCAUCCUCAGCGGUACCAACAGCCACGUGGAGGUGCAGUUCAUCACGCCCGUCCGGAACGACAGGAUCGCCCAGGAUGCCAUGCUGGUCGACUACCCGACUCUGGACGUGGCGAUGCAGUCGUGAGGGCCGCGCUCCCUCCAGCGUGUCCUCUCGGGCCACCCCUGCCUUGUACAGCCCACCUGACGCCGAGCCGCCCGCGCCGGCGCCCCAGCCCUGUCCAGUCCGUCCAGUGAGAGUCCAGGCGCCGCGCCGCUGCCGCUGCUGCUCCGUCCAUACUGUGCUGUGUGUGAAUCUGAGAAGUUUGCGUGAGCUUGAACUCCGUCCAUCGCAACCCUCUCCGUCCGAGUCUCGCUCCCUCAAGAGACUAAGCCGCAAGGUCCGCCACACUGCGGACUUUGGAUGGCACGGAGCUGGAGCGUUUGACUCAAUUUGUGUAUGACCAGGGUAACUCCACCAAAGCUCCUGGGCAAGUGGCAAUGCGUUUGUGUAUCGUCCGAGGCGGUUACUUGGCUCUCCUGUCUCGAUGUUUGGCAGAGUACCACGACCGUCCGCGAGGGCUGGUGUCGGGGAAGCCGGGACUUGUCUCCUCGGAAGUGCGGAUGUUCAGAUGUCUUUGAAACGUGUUGCCUUGAUCGUUGCGGCAUGAUUGCGACAUGCAAUCGAAUCAACAGUGGCCUUUCCGUCUUGGAGCUGUCGUGCUUCUUCGAUGCUCAUGUUUUACCGGUAGAAAAUAUCCCAGAUACCACAUUUUAACAGGGUUUGUUGCAGUCUUAGUAGCAGACAUUGCUUAGAUUCGAUCUCGUUUACACUUUCCUUGAUUGCACGCGUUGUAAAUAUUAGACAUAGUUAUAAGAUAACGAUUUGUUGUUGGCUUUUUAAUUUCUCUUAAAAUGUACAUAGGCAUGCUUUUAAUCAAAGCAAUGCCGAAAAUGGCGAGUGUGCUUAAUAUUUCAGCGGUCGUAAAAGCUUGUCGAAUUAUGGCGUAAUGUGCCUCUGAGCUAUCGCGUCCUAUCAUACAACCGUCUGCGAGUCGGUGAUCUCACUGACGGCUGUGUAAAGUUCCGUUCUGAUCUCCCAUCCGGCCACUCUGCGCGACUUUUCUAUCGCCGUCUCACUAUAAUGCCACGCUCCGCUGACUCGGACAGGAACGUGCGCUGUGUGUAUAUUACGAACCCGCCGGGCGUUAUUUAUAAACAUUGUCGAUCCGUGCCGCCGCAUUUAUUCACAUUAGACAUGUUCAUUAGCGUUGCAUGCUCGGUAGUUGUUUCUUUUUUAAUCGAAAUAUAACCAUCGACAUCA